AGGAGCGUUUGCAGACUUGCAAUGUCACUUUAUAGGAACAUAAUCUGGUUUUUAAAAGGAAUUCAUGAAUACACACGGAGCGGCUUCGAGGCAGCCUCCACUCACUUUGUGGAGAAGGAUUUGGAUGUCUCUGUGGCGGGAAAGUCGUUCAUGAUCACAGGAGCCAACAGCGGGAUCGGAAAAGCUACAGCCAUUGCCAUUGCCAAGAGAGGUGGUACGAUUCACAUGGUGUGCAGGAAUAAGGAGAGAGCCGAGGAGGCGAGAGAAGACAUUAUCAGGGAGACAGGGAACAAGGAAAUUCAUGUACACCUCCUGGAUAUGGCUGAGACUCAGAAGGUUUGGGAGUUUGCCGAGUCCUUCAAGAAAAGACACAGAUCCCUGAAUGUGCUGAUAAAUAAUGCUGGCUGUAUGGUGCACCGGAGAGAGGUGAACAGUGAAGGUCUGGAGAAAAACUUUGCCACCAACACCCUGGGGGUUUACAUUCUCACCAAGAGCCUGAUCCCUUUACUGGAGAGGAGCAGCAACCCAAGGGUGGUCACGGUGUCCUCCGGAGGCAUGCUGGUCCAGAAGCUCAGCACCAGUGACCUGCAGUCAGAGGAGGGUUACUUCGAUGGCACCAUGGUGUACGCCCAGAACAAGAGGCAGCAGGUGGUGAUGACGGAGCAGUGGGCCAAGGCCCACAGCAGCAUCCAUUUCUCCUCCAUGCACCCGGGCUGGGCCGACACCCCAGCGGUCGCCACAGCGAUGCCGCAGUUCCACCGAACCAUGCAGGACAAGCUGCGGACGGCAGAGCAAGGUGCCGACACAGCGGUCUGGCUGGCUGUGUCCGACGCUGCUGCCGCCACGCCCAGUGGGCAGUUCUUCCAAGAUCGGAAGGCAGUUCCAGCCCACCUGCCCCUGGCCUGGACCCACAGCUCUCCAGAGGAGGAGCAGAACUUCAUGACCCAGCUGGAGGAGCUGGCCAAGGCCUUUCAGCCUCCCACAGUGACCAGGUUUCGGACGGUCAGAACAUCCCCUGAACACUUCAGCAUUAAAUCAACUCCACACUACUGAGCUUUGGCCCUGUUGAACC
Messenger RNA from Megalops cyprinoides (Indo-Pacific tarpon), 1072 nucleotides. Its product is annotated as dehydrogenase/reductase SDR family member 12-like. The transcript is spliced from 10 exons. The record is from RefSeq and is a predicted model, not a curated record. NCBI's taxonomy places the organism in Eukaryota, Metazoa, Chordata, Actinopteri, Elopiformes, Megalopidae. The coding region runs from base 22 to 1053 and encodes 343 amino acids.